This is a messenger RNA of Cylicocyclus nassatus, 1248 nucleotides long. The record is from the annotation of a GenBank genome assembly. Lineage: Eukaryota; Metazoa; Nematoda; Chromadorea; Rhabditida; Strongylidae.
AUGGCGAGCCCCGAAGCGCGUUUUGAUCAACCGGCCCCUUCUUCUUCACGCGCGCGUACAUCGCAAGGCCCAACAUCUAUUCAGGACGCGAUAGAGCAGUUAGCAGCCAGGGAAGCGAGGCGACUGUUUGCGCACGCCGGCAAUGAAUUAGAGCUCCGCCAAAUCCUCGCGCAGAUUCAGAAACAACAGUGCACUCUCCAGACGCGCAUGGCUAGCGCUUCAGCUUCGGCACCCCUACGUCCUUCCCCCGCGCCGAACGCGCUUGCGCCAACACAACCCAUUUUUGAUUAUGCCAUGCACGCGCUUCCCCACACAGUCGAGGAACUAACCGCCGCGCAGCUGCGCAAAGUUUUUGAUUUUAUUGCUACUGGUCCUACGCACGUUACCCCGCAACCACCCACCGACCCAGCGCUUCUUACCACCUCGCAGCAACAGCAGGCCGCCACGGUAGUUUAUCAUCUGCGUCAGCUCGACGAUGCGUUACAGUGCGCAACCUCUAUUUUUCUUAAUGUGCAGACCUUCCUGCUGUGCAGCGCUCCACACGCUUCGACCGGCAUUAUCACUCAUCGCGACCUUAUCAGCGAUGCGCUCCUCCCUAACCUCUUCGCGCGCUCGCAACCGUUCCUCGACGCGCUAACCAGCUUCGACGUCAGCGAGACCCUCAUCACGGAAAAAUCUACGGCUGCAUCUGCUGCGGUAGCGCACGCCACGCGCCUAAUGCGUACACUUGAAUACCAUCAACUCAACUACGGCAUGACGCGCCGCAAAGAGACCUUCUCAGCCAUUGAUGAGGAGUACAUAAGGCUCGCCACUCUACCGGAGCCAGAACAACCGCCAGUCGAGCCACGAACCUAUGUCCGAGCGUUGCGCUGGUGGCAGGACAAUUACGACGACGUCUUGCAUGGAACAUUGACCAACGAGUACCUUGACUUGUGCCGUAGAGAUGAGCCAGCCGCGCCAGAGCAUCAACAACCAACUGAGGAGCAACCCCAGCCAGAAGUGCAACAGCAAGAAACGCCGGUUACGGAGCAGUCAUUUGUGCAAGAAGAGUACGAACAGCCGAUUGUCGAGCAGCAGCAGCAGGUAGUGACGAUAGUUAUGGCCGCGCACCAGAUUCACGCGCCACCAUUUGACGUCUCACUGAAAACACCGAUUCUUCAGGAAGAACAGCAACCUCCGCAAUCCCCAUCCCCGGAAGCUACGACAAGCAGGAACGGUUCAAAUGAAGUCAUGAAAUGUUUAAGCUAG